CCUCGGGCCCUGCAAAGGGACGUGUUCUCCUUUAAGAGUUAAGAAACUUGAAACCUUGUUUGCGCAACAAUCAGCGCCGCGGAGCCGCCAAAGUGUCUAGACUGGCAUAUGAUGGGAGGCAGCCAAUGACUCCGCGGCGCUCCUCCGGGGGCCCUCAGUGUGCGUUUGAGGAGAACAAAAAAGAGAGCGAGCCGAGCGGGGGAGCGAGCGAGGGCGCCGCGCCGAGAGCCCGAGCCGCCGGGCGCUGCCGCGCCAGCCCUCGCGGGGACCGCGGGGCCACCGGGAGGCACUUUGGCGGAGGGGGGAGGCGGGCGACCUCGGCCGCCGCGGCGCCCGGCGCGUCCGAGCGCGGCGCGGGGCGGGCUGCGACCUCGGCCUCGGCGGACUGCACUUUUCAUUAAGGAUCCCCGGCAGCUCUUUGGGAAUUUUUGCAGCUUCCACUCAAUGUGUUGACACCCGCGUCCGGGAGGACUCGCUCCAAGUGCAUCUAGCGCCGGGGACCUGAGACGGAGUUGGCCUUCCGUGCACGCAAAUCCAGGGACUGGGGGUUUUGUUUUGGGAUCGCUUCUCCCUCUCCUUCCUUCCUUUUUUUCCCCCCUCCCCGCCCCCCCCUCCCCUUUUAUUUUGCAGGGAGUUAAGAAGGGAGCUGAGGGUAUCUACAAGCCUGCCUUUCGGACCUGGCAGGAAGAGCCCAUGUAGUGGAGCGCUUGAGUUUUUUUAAAAGCAGGGCUUCCCAGACACACUCGGGGUCCGGCGCGAGCGCUUUGUGCCCAUGGACCAGCCGCGCGUCUCCUGAAGGCUCGCCGGCCCCUCGCGGGGUCGUCGCCGCCGCGGCGCGCCGCCUGCAGCCCCCCGGAGCGCGGGCGCUGGAGUGGCCGAGCGGCGCGGCCCCCGGCCCCGCGCGUGCUCUCGGCCCGCCCGCCUCGGCGAGCUCCCUCAUGUUGCAACCCUGCGGCGCCCCUUCGACGACGGGCUGUGCGCGGUCUGCACGGCGCUCCGCGGCGGAGCUUCAUGUGGGGCUGCGGCCCGCGCCUCGCUGAGGGAACGGACCCCUGGUAACCGGAGACCGCCUCCCCUCCACCCCCGGCGCCAAAGGAUAUCGUAUGUUCAGGUCCAAACGCUCGGGGCUGGUGCGGCGACUUUGGCGAAGUCGUGUGGUCCCCGACCGGGAGGAAGGCGGCGGCGGCGGCGGCGGCGGCGACGAGGAUGGGGGCUUUGGCAGCCGAGCUGAGCCGGCCCCGCGGGCACGAGAGGGCGGAGGCUGCGGCCGCCCCGAAGUCCGCCCGGUAGCCCCGCGGCGGCCCCGGGACGCGGUGGGACAGCGAGGCGCCCAGAGCGCGGGCAGGCGCCGGCGCGCAGGGGGCCCCCAGAGGCCCGUGUCGGAGCCGGGGGCCGGCGCUGGGGGCUCCCUGCUGGACGUGGCGGAGCCGGGCGGCCCGGGCUGGCUGCCCGAGAGCGACUGCGAGACGGUGACCUGCUGUCUCUUCUCGGAGCGGGACGCCGCCGGCGCGCCGCGGGACGCCGGGGACCCCCUGGCCGGGGCGGCGCUGGAGCCGGCGGGCGGCGGGCGGAGCCGCGAAGCGCGCUCGCGGCUGCUGCUGCUCGAGCAGGAACUGAAGACGGUCACGUACUCGCUGCUGAAGCGGCUCAAGGAGCGCUCGCUGGACACGCUGCUGGAGGCGGUGGAGUCCCGCGGCGGCGUGCCGGGCGGCUGCGUGCUGGUGCCGCGCGCCGACCUCCGCCUGGGCGGCCAGCCCGCGCCGCCGCAGCUGCUGCUCGGCCGCCUCUUCCGCUGGCCCGACCUGCAGCACGCCGUGGAGCUGAAGCCCCUGUGCGGCUGCCACAGCUUCGCCGCUGCCGCCGACGGCCCCACCGUGUGCUGCAACCCCUACCACUUCAGCCGGCUCUGCGGGCCAGAAUCUCCACCACCCCCCUACUCUCGGCUGUCUCCUCGCGACGAGUACAAGCCACUGGAUCUGUCUGAUUCCACAUUGUCUUACACUGAAACCGAGGCCACCAACUCCCUCAUCACUGCGCCCGGUGAAUUCUCAGACGCCAGCAUGUCCCCGGACGCCACCAAGCCGAGCCACUGGUGCAGCGUGGCGUACUGGGAGCACCGCACGCGCGUGGGCCGCCUCUACGCCGUGUACGACCAGGCCGUGAGCAUCUUCUACGACCUACCUCAGGGCAGCGGCUUCUGCCUGGGCCAGCUCAACCUGGAGCAGCGCAGCGAGUCGGUGCGGCGCACGCGCAGCAAGAUCGGCUUCGGCAUCGUGCUCAGCAAGGAGCCCGACGGCGUGUGGGCCUACAACCGCGGCGAGCACCCCAUCUUCGUCAACUCCCCGACGCUGGACGCGCCGGGCGGCCGCGCCCUGGUCGUACGCAAGGUGCCGCCCGGCUACUCCAUCAAGGUAUUCGACUUCGAGCGCUCGGGCCUGCGGCAGCAGGCGCCCGAGGCGGACGCGGCCGACGGCCCCUACGACCCCAACAGCGUGCGCAUCAGCUUCGCCAAGGGCUGGGGGCCCUGCUACUCGCGGCAGUUCAUCACCUCCUGCCCCUGCUGGCUCGAGAUCCUGCUCAACAACCAGAGAUAGCGGCGGCCGCCGCGGGCCCCCGCAGACGCAGCCCCCCCCCACGGACCCCUCCCCCACCCCCAUAUCAUCUACCUAGAUUUAAUAUAAAGUUUUAUAUAUUAUAUGGAAAUAUAUAUUAUACUUGUAAUUAUGGAGUCAUUUUUACAAUGUAAUUAUUUAUGUAUGGUGCAAUGUGUGUAUAUGGACAAAACAAGAAAGACGCACUUUGGCUUAUAAUACUUUGAAUACAGAUAUAUUUUCUUUCUUUUCCUCCUUCUUCCUCUUUUUUUUUUUUUAAAGAAAAUGAUAACAGCAGAGCUGGGUGGAAAAGCCUGGGUUUGAUCUAUGGUUUUUGAAAUCUUGAUUCCCAGACAAAAAGCUAAUACCAGUCACUCGUUGAUAAUAAAGUAUUUGCAUUAUA
Molecule: messenger RNA, 2994 nt
Organism: Oryctolagus cuniculus (rabbit)
Lineage: Eukaryota; Metazoa; Chordata; Mammalia; Lagomorpha; Leporidae
Gene: SMAD6
Product: SMAD family member 6
Biological process (GO): anatomical structure morphogenesis; SMAD protein signal transduction; cell differentiation
Cellular component (GO): heteromeric SMAD protein complex
Molecular function (GO): I-SMAD binding; transcription regulator inhibitor activity
Source: RefSeq, a predicted model, not a curated record